AUGACCUCAGAGCAGAGAGGAGAGCUGCCCAAGACCAUGACUGACAUGUACUCACACUUCCUGCUGGUCCAGACUAAGAGGAAGAAGAAUAAGUACCAUGGAGGACAUGAGACAAGUCCACAGGAGCUGAUGGAGUCUGACAGGGAAGUUCUUCUGAAGCUGGGGAGGCUGGCGUUUGAACAUCUGGAAAAAGGAAACAUCAUGUUCUACCAAGAAGACCUGGAGCAGUGYGGUCUGGAUGUCACAGAGGCCUCAGUGUACUCAGGAGUUUGUACAGAGAUCUUCAAAAGAGAGAGUGUGAUCUUCCAGCAACCAGUUUACUGCUUUGUUCAUCUGAGCAUCCAGGAGUUUCUGGCUGCAGUUUACAUGUUCCACUGUUUCACCAGCAGGAAUACAGAGGUGAUGGAGACGUUCCUGGGAGAAACAUACACUGAAACAUCUCUGGAGGACUUCAUGGAAAAAAUGUUGGAGAAAUCUCUUUUCAAUAAAAAUGGCCACAUGGACAUGUUUGUUCGUUUCCUUCAUGGCCUCUCAGUUGAGUUCAACCAGAGUCUGUUAGGAGGCCUGCUGGGUCAGACGGAGAUCUGUCCAGAAAGCAUUAAGAGAGUCAUUGACAAUCUGAAGGAGAUGCGCAGUGAUUAUAUCUCCCCUGACAGAAGCAUCAACAUUUUCCACUGUCUGAUGGAGAUGAAAGAUCUCUCAGUUUAUCAUGAGAUCCAACAGUUCCUGAAAUCAGAGAACAGAUCAGAGAAGAAGCUCUCUGAGAUCCAGUGUUCAGCUCUGGCCUACAUGCUGCAGAUGUCAGAGGAGGUUUUGGAUGAGUUGGACCUGGAGAAAUACAACACCACAGAGAAAGGACGAGGGAGACUGAUUCCAGCUGUGAGAAAUUGCAGAAAGGCUCGACUUGUUGGCUGUAGACUCUCAGAGGGUGAAUGUAAAAUUGUGGCCUCUGCUCUGAAGUCCAAUCCCUCCCACCUGACUGAAGUGGAAAUAAGGGAGAUUUUUGGAGUGAGAACCUUUACAGACUCUGGCAUAAAGCACCUGUGUGACAUACUGGAGAGUUCAGUCUGUAAAGUCAAAAUCCUGAGUUUGAGGAACUGCAGUUUGUCAGAGAUCAGCUGUUCUUCUCUGGUCUCAGCUCUGAAGUCCAACCCGUCCCAUCUGACUGAACUGGACCUGAGCUACAACAACCUGGAAAAUGCUGGAGUGAAGGAGCUCUGUGGUUUUCUAGAGAAUCCUCUUUGUAAGCUGCAGAAACUGAGAUUGAAUAACUGUGGGUUGUCAGAGAUCAGCUGUUCUUCUCUGGCCUCAGCUCUGAAGUCCAAACCUUCCCAUCUGACKGAACUGGAGCUGAGAGACAACAACCUGAAGGAGUCAGACGUUCAGCAGCUGAAGGAUCUUGUAGAAAUUGUGGAGGUGGGACUGAUCUUUGUAAUCCAGAGAAGCUUCUCUGUCCUGCUGAACCUCGGAGGUUGAAGCUGCAGCAGUUUGAAUCUAAAGAGAUUCUGAURAACUCUGAGAUGAAAGAUUUUCAUCCUCUUCAUUUUCUCAUGUCUUUCAUUUUGUGUCUGAUCUUUGGAUCAGUGAAGAUCUACUGGAAAAUUGAUUAAAUUUUGUCCUGUAAUUWAAAAAAUAAAGCUAAU
Messenger RNA from Poecilia reticulata (guppy), 1643 nucleotides. NCBI's taxonomy places the organism in Eukaryota, Metazoa, Chordata, Actinopteri, Cyprinodontiformes, Poeciliidae. The record is from RefSeq and is a predicted model, not a curated record.